CUUGUUUUGCUCGCAGAAGCGCACUGUGCUGGGGACGAACAUGGCCCUCCUUCUCAACUUCUCCAUCGAGACCUGGACUUUGGUCGUUAUUUUCAUCACUCUCGUCGCGGUGUAUGGAUAUGCUCCUUAUGGCUUUUUCAAGAAAAUAGGCAUCCCUGGGCCCAAACCGUUACCUUUCAUUGGGACAUUUCUGGAGUACAGAAAGGGCAUCCACAUUUUUGACACAAAAUGCUAUGAAAAAUAUGGGAAACUAUGGGGCAUGUAUGAUGGCAGAUCUCCUCUGCUGGCUGUUAUGGACACGGCUAUGAUCAAAACCAUCUUGGUUAAGGAGUGUUAUUCUAUCUUCACUAACAGACGGGAUGUGGGCUUAAAUGGACCACUACGAGAUGCUGUGUCAGUGGUCGAAGACGAGGAAUGGAGGAGGAUUCGCAGCAUUCUUUCUCCAUCAUUCACAAGCGGGCGACUGAAAGAGAUGUACACAAUAAUGCUGAAGCACUCAAACAAUCUGAUUAAAAGUCUGCAGAAGAAAGUUGAGGCAGAUGAAGUCAUAGAGGUUAAAGAAGUAUUUGGACCGUACAGUAUGGAUGUGGUGACCAGCUCAGCUUUCAGUGUGGACAUUGAUUCCAUCAACCAUCCCUCUGAUCCUUUUGUGGGAAACAUCAAAAAAAUGGUCAAGUUUAACUUCCUGAACCCUCUGCUUGUCCUUGUGGUUCUGUUUCCAUUCUGCAGACCCUUACUUGAGAGGAUGGAUGUGUCAUUCUUCCCCAGCGAUGUGUUGAGUUUCUUCUUCAGUUUUUUAAAGAAAAUAAAAUCAGAAAGGGAUCAAACUAAUAACAAAAGCCGAGUGGACUUCAUGCAACUAAUGGUGGAUUCUCAAAAUGUAGAGGACAACAAAGAGGAGAAAAGCGCACAAAAAGGGCUGACUGAUGCUGAGAUUCUUGCUCAGGCCAUGAUAUUCAUCUUUGCUGGAUAUGAAACUAGUAGCAGUUCACUUGGCUUUUUAGCCUACAACUUGGCAACCCAGCCUCAUGUCCAAAAGAUCCUCCAGCAGGAGAUUGAUGAAACCUUCCCAGAUAAAUGUCAGCCAACUUACAAUGCCCUGAUGCAGAUGGAAUACCUGGACAUGGUGAUGAAUGAAUCAAUGAGGCUGUAUCCUAUUGCUAAUCGACUGGAAAGAAUUUCAAAGACUUCAGUUGAGUUAAACGGUUUGACCAUCCCUAAGGGAACGGUUAUUGUAGUGCCGGUUUACGUUCUCCACCGUGACCCUUCUCUAUGGCCUGAGCCUGAAGCGUUCAAACCUGAAAGGUUCAGCAAAGAGAACAAACCCAACUUGGAUCCUUACGCUUUCCUACCCUUUGGAGCAGGGCCAAGAAAUUGCAUUGGCAUGCGAUUUGCUAACCUGAUGAUGAAGCUGGCAAUAGUGCAGAUCCUUCAGAACUUCACCAUUGUCACUUGCAAAGAGACAGAUAUUCCCAUGGAGCUGGGAGCUGAUGGAUUCACAACACCCAAGAACCCAAUCAAGCUGAAGCUCAAACCCAGAACAGCUGAGACUGAUUCUCCCACAAGCUAAUAACCUGACCAGACUUACAUUUACCUGUUAAGUGUUAAAUGUUUAUGAUUAUCCUCCUAAAUACAUUUGUAUUAGAAAGAAAAUACUGCCAUUUAUCUGUAAUAAAUGAAACACUCGAUCACUUAUAGGCAGGGACAUUAUGGUGUUGGGAAAAGUGGGGGAGCUUUGAUGGACAUUAAAAAAAAAUCUCUUUUCUCACUAUGUAAUAACUGUUAAAUAUAUUUUCUGGAGAAGAAAGAGGAAAAAUAAUUUGCAGGAUGAAAAAAAAUCCUUAUCACUAAGGCCACUUUCAAGAAAAGAAGCAGUCAGUUGUGUGUUGCAUGCUUGUGCUGUGAUGAAGGAGACCAAUAUGAUGUUUCUUUUUUCUUCCGUGGAGCGUUCCUGGCGGAGCCCCUGCCUGUAGGAAUGAUUACAUUAUUCCAAAGAGCAUUUAAAAAUGAAGCAUGUAUCAAGACUUGCUCACCACAGAAUUUCACUAAGUUGUUCCUCUAAUGUUCUGAUAAUGUACUUUUUAUUCUCAUUAACGGCAACAGAUUUGUUUGAUUUUAAGCAUGCUGUUUAAAAACACACCACUCUGUGAGCUAAUUGUUGAGUUUUUGAUCAUUAUGCGAUCCAUUGGUGGGCAUCUGUUGUUGAGUUUUCCAUUUCUUCCAUUGUCUUUUAAGGUUAAAACAUUUAUACAGAGUACUAUUACACUGUAAUUACUGAUCUAAUUGUAAUCCAAUUUAACAUGUAAACAUGGCUUUAAUGUUUUCUGGAUGGUUAAAAGAUGAAGAUGAUCAAAUUGAGACACAGUCAAACCUUAUUAUCUUUAAAGCAUACUCAGUUAAAUACACUUAUUUUUUGUCUUUAUUCUUUAUUAUUUAUAUAUUGCAUUAUUAGUUUGCCAUCACUUUUGUGUAGUUAUACUUUUUGUUUUUGUAUGCUAAUCUUGUGUUCUUUAUAGCACAUGAAAUUUUAAUAACUUCGGUGGAGGCUUCAAAUAAGCCCAUUGGGUUUUUUGCCUCUUCCUGCACCUAUAGUAUUUAUAUUUGAUAUUUCCUGUAUAUUUUUAAAACUGUGCAAAACAAUA
This is a messenger RNA of Cololabis saira (Pacific saury), 2642 nucleotides long. RefSeq names its product cytochrome P450 3A40-like. The record is from RefSeq and is a predicted model, not a curated record. The transcript has 13 exons. Gene Ontology annotation, molecular function: iron ion binding; oxidoreductase activity, acting on paired donors, with incorporation or reduction of molecular oxygen, reduced flavin or flavoprotein as one donor, and incorporation of one atom of oxygen; heme binding. NCBI's taxonomy places the organism in Eukaryota, Metazoa, Chordata, Actinopteri, Beloniformes, Belonidae. The coding region runs from base 41 to 1570 and encodes 509 amino acids.